Molecule: messenger RNA, 252 nt
Organism: Suhomyces tanzawaensis NRRL Y-17324
Lineage: Eukaryota; Fungi; Ascomycota; Pichiomycetes; Serinales; Debaryomycetaceae
Gene: ASR3
Product: Asr3p
Exons: 1
Coding region: 1-252 (83 amino acids)
Source: RefSeq, a predicted model, not a curated record
AUGGCCCAAGACAACAAAAAACUUACCCAGGAGGAAAUCGACAAGCACAAUUUCGACCCCGAAAACUUGAUCGUGAACCUUGGCGGCAAACAGGUGCCUUUCAGCGCCAUCAACAAACCCCACCAUGCGGUAAUCCAGCCCCAGCAGAACAAGCCCCAGGUCGACGCUGCGUCGUUUCCCGACGUAGAGCCAGCGGCCAAGGAAAGAGAGGCCCAGCUCGAGGCCCAGGCUGAAAAGAAAAAGAACGAUUAG